Molecule: messenger RNA, 993 nt
Organism: Trypanosoma brucei brucei TREU927
Lineage: Eukaryota; Euglenozoa; Kinetoplastea; Trypanosomatida; Trypanosomatidae
Exons: 1
Coding region: 1-993 (330 amino acids)
Source: RefSeq, a predicted model, not a curated record
AUGGACGUGAGAGAUCAGUUGAUGCAAGCGGCUGCGCAAACUGUCGACGCACUCAGUUUCACACAAACUCAUGUGAUUGACGAAGAUUUCCGGGCGCACAAUAGAGCAACUAUUGAGUCGGUACGUUCGCUGCAGCGUGAGCAGCGCAGCCGCAUAGAGCAAACCUAUGGACCCCAAUCACCCUCCGCAGAUGUGCUGGCGCUGCAACUUCUAUCAAGUUACCGUGGUGAGAUAACAUUCCUAGACCACUCGCGGGGGAGGGAUGGGCGAACUUCCCCCUCGGCAGCGGCCGGUGUAGUAACAUCUCUAACGCACGGACAGUGCCUUUCCUUUAAAAAAGAGAUGAAACAGCGUAUUCACGAGUGGGAGCGGGUGUUUUGUGAAGAGCGUGGGGUUGCAGUGACCACUCGUGAUAAGGCCAUGCUGCGACAGGUGUAUGAACUAUAUAAACUGGCAAAGAACCGCUUACGGGGAGAGGAGUCACCCACCAAUGGCGGUGGCGAAGACAAUAACAAUCUCACAAACUCUCAAUCGCAGACACAACAGCCUCAGGGUGCACGAUCCAGUAGUGAACGUGCGAACAGUGCGGGGACGGUGACAUCAGGAGUGAGAGUACGGACUCCCUCCCCCUCCGGCAGUCAGGUGGAUAACCCGGCUCGUAGAGUUGUCGGGUCUACAACUCAGCCCAGUGGUUUGCAGCGUCAGGUGGUCAGGUCAUCCACAUCGUCAGGACUGUCCGCAAACGAGGGGCCGGGCUCCACGCAACCGACGAUCGGCAGUGGUAUCCGCGUGUCACAGAUGUCAAAUGAGGAGCUCGCCGCUGAAAAGCGGUACUUGAAGCGGAUUCUCCACCGUUUUGAGAGCGAUUUUGAACAGCGUAACGGAUUUGCACCAACGAGGAAUGAUCGGCAGGCGCACUCUUACGAAUACAUACGGUACGGGGAGUUGAAGAACGAAAUAAUUAGGCGCAUGCCGUCGGUUGCUGGCGGGUAA